AUAAAGCAUUCCCUAGCAACGGAGCACCCGAGAGUCAUAGACAAGGGGAUCAGCUUAGCGAGCGAAGCUACUAGAAGUAGUUGGAAGUGUUACAAUGAGGAAGUGGACGAUUCCUUCAGCUCUGCUUCUCUUAUGCCUUCUCUUUCUCCUUCCGGAUCAAGGCCGUAAAUUACAUGCUAGUGCGGAGGAUAGCUCCGAAGAGCUUGUAGAUCCGCCCAAGGUCGAAGAGAAGAUCGGUGCAGUUCCAAAUGGUCUAUCCACUGACUCUGACGUCGUUAAGAGGGAGUCGGAGUCGAUCUCUAAGAGAUCUCUUCGUAACAACGCGGAGAAGUUUGAGUUCCAGGCUGAAGUAUCUCGGCUUAUGGAUAUCAUUAUCAACUCUCUUUAUAGUAACAAAGACAUUUUCUUGAGGGAGUUGAUCUCCAAUGCUUCCGAUGCAUUGGACAAAAUUAGAUUCCUUUCCCUCACGGAUAAAGAGAUUUUGGGUGAAGGCGAUAACACAAAGCUUGACAUCCAGAUUAAAUUAGACAAAGAAAAGAAAAUCCUUUCAAUUCGUGACAGAGGUAUCGGUAUGACGAAGGAAGAUUUGAUAAAGAACUUGGGAACCAUAGCAAAAUCUGGAACUUCAGCUUUUGUGGAGAAAAUGCAGACAGGUGGAGAUCUCAAUCUCAUUGGUCAGUUUGGAGUUGGGUUCUACUCUGUGUACCUUGUUGCUGAUUAUGUUGAAGUUAUUAGCAAGCACAACGAUGACAAACAGUAUGUUUGGGAGUCAAAGGCUGAUGGUGCCUUUGCAAUUUCUGAAGACACAUGGAAUGAACCACUAGGACGUGGAACUGAGAUUAGAUUGCACCUUAGAGAAGAAGCUGGGGAGUACUUGGAGGAAAGCAAACUAAAAGAUUUGGUUAAAAAAUAUUCUGAAUUUAUCAACUUCCCCAUCUACUUAUGGGCCAGCAAGGAGGUUGAUGUGGAGGUUCCCGCUGAUGAAGAUGACAGUACUGACGAGGAAUCAUCUGAAAGCAAAUCUUCUGAUGAGGAAGGAGAAGAUGAUGCUGAGAAAAGUGAAGAGGAAGAUGGUGAGGAGAAACCAAAGACUAAGAAGGUGAAGGAAACAACUUAUGAGUGGGAACUUUUGAAUGAUGUUAAAGCUAUAUGGUUGAGGAGUCCAAAGGAGGUGACAGAUGAAGAGUACACCAAAUUCUAUCACUCUCUUGCAAAGGAUUUCAGUGAUGAGAAGCCUUUAGCAUGGAGUCAUUUUACUGCUGAAGGUGAUGUGGAGUUCAAGGCUGUAUUAUUUGUGCCACCCAAGGCUCCUCACGACCUUUAUGAGAGCUACUACAACGCCAACAAAUCCAACUUGAAGUUGUAUGUUAGAAGGGUCUUCAUCUCUGAUGAAUUUGAUGAUCUUCUGCCAAAAUAUCUAAACUUUUUGAAGGGUCUUGUUGAUUCUGAUACUUUACCCCUCAAUGUAUCAAGAGAAAUGCUUCAACAACACAGCAGUUUGAGAACUAUCAAGAAGAAGCUCAUCCGUAAAGCACUUGAUAUGAUUCGUAAAAUUGCGGAGGAGGAUCCUGAUGAGGCCUAUGACAAAGACAAGAAAGAUGUUGAAAAAUCCGAUGAUGAUGAUGAGAAAAGAGGUCAAUAUGCAAAAUUCUGGAAUGAAUUUGGCAAGUCGAUCAAACUAGGUAUUAUUGAGGAUGCUACUAACAGAAAUCGUUUGGCUAAACUUCUAAGAUUUGAGAGCACCAAGUCGGAUGGCAAAUUGACGUCCCUGGACCAGUACAUUUCAAGGAUGAAAGCUGGUCAAAAGGAUAUAUUUUAUAUUACUGGAACCAGCAAGGAGCAACUGGAAAAAUCUCCAUUCCUUGAGAAGCUUAAAAAGAAAAACUUUGAGGUUAUUUUCUUUACGGAUCCUGUUGAUGAAUACCUGAUGCAAUACCUGAUGGAUUAUGAAGACAAGAAAUUCCAGAAUGUGUCCAAGGAGGGGCUGAAACUUGGGAAAGACUCAAAAUACAAGGAGCUCAAGGAGUCAUUCAAGGAGCUGACCAAGUGGUGGAAGGGUGCUCUUGCUAGUGACAAUGUGGAUGAUGUGAAGGUGUCUAAUCGUUUGGAUGACACUCCAUGUGUUGUUGUGACAUCAAAGUAUGGAUGGAGUGCAAACAUGGAGAAGAUCAUGCAAUCUCAGACUCUAUCAGAUGCUAGCAAGCAAGCAUAUAUGCGUGGGAAGAGGGUGCUUGAGAUCAACCCAAGGCACCCAAUUAUCAAGGAGCUACGGGAAAGAGUGGUAAAGAAUCCAGAGGAUGAGAGCGUAAAGCAAACUGCACAACUCAUUUACCAGACUGCUCUGAUGGAGAGUGGCUUCAAUCUUAAUGAUCCAAAGGAUUUUGCCUCCCAUAUCUACAGCUCAGUAAAGUCGAGCCUAAAUAUCAGCCCUGAUGCUACAGUGGAGGAGGAUGAUGAUGUUGAAGAAAAUGAGGGAGAAAGUGAUACAAAAGAAGCUGCAGCUACUCCUAAAGCUGAAGAGGCAGAUGAUGUCAAGGAUGAAUUGUAGAUGGCUUGAAGAAUGACCGGCUCUUUUCCAAUCCAUGUUGCCUUUUCAAGCUUUUUAUUGUUCAGUCCGUGGAAAAUGCUGCACGCAUAAUUUUGCUUUGCUUUGUUGAAGUGAAAGAAAGCAUUAGUAGAUUUACUGUAAUCAUAUAAUCAGAAUAUUUUGUUUUUUCUUGCAUUAGCAUCAGAAAACUGUGUUUUCAGAUAAAAUCGCAUGACUUUUCAAUGCAUAACUCUUUUUUUUUCUCUC
This is a messenger RNA of Ziziphus jujuba (common jujube), 2794 nucleotides long. Its product is annotated as endoplasmin homolog. The transcript is spliced from 15 exons. Bases 95 to 2548 code for a protein of 817 amino acids. Gene Ontology annotation, molecular function: ATP-dependent protein folding chaperone; ATP binding; ATP hydrolysis activity. The record is from RefSeq and is a predicted model, not a curated record. Lineage: Eukaryota; Viridiplantae; Streptophyta; Magnoliopsida; Rosales; Rhamnaceae. Gene Ontology annotation, biological process: protein folding.